Molecule: messenger RNA, 1326 nt
Organism: Fusarium proliferatum ET1
Lineage: Eukaryota; Fungi; Ascomycota; Sordariomycetes; Hypocreales; Nectriaceae
Exons: 4
Coding region: 1-1326 (441 amino acids)
Biological process (GO): positive regulation of transcription by RNA polymerase II
Cellular component (GO): nucleus
Molecular function (GO): DNA-binding transcription factor activity, RNA polymerase II-specific; sequence-specific DNA binding; zinc ion binding
Source: RefSeq, a predicted model, not a curated record
AUGGACUCAGAAAGAGCCCCGGUUUCGACAUCACGCCCCCCACGCCGAACCCGCGCAUGCAAGGGUUGUCGGAGUGCGAAAGUUCGACGCUCGGGGGGUGAGCCGUGCCAACGAUGUGCGCGACGGGGUUCCGAAUGCAUAUUUGCUACCGACAAAGACUUUGUCUCUCUGUCGGAGCGCUAUCUACGAGACUUGCGGCACCGAUUAUUCGAGAAAGAACACGGCGCCUCGACCGAAAGUUCGUAUGAGCCUCGGGUGGAGAUUCCGCCGUCCUCGUGUGUGCAGGCGUCAAUCUCGGUCGCGAAUCCAGCCUCUCCCAUCCUCUCGCAGACAGACGACAGUACGAGAACUUUGCCUGAACGAACAGCGAGAACAUGGUCGCCACCUUUGUUGCCAUCUGCACAAAGUAGUGUGGCAUACAGUAGGCCUCAAUUUGAACACCAGCCUAGUAGUUUGAAGAAUGCAGGACGAACCGUCACUUCUUCGAUUAUUCCUAUCACCUCAUCAAUUGCGCCUACAGCCAACAGCCGUUCUGGUGGGGGUGAAUCUCGGGACAGAGAUCAAGUUCAACGUCCCAGGAAUAGCAUCCUCGGUAGUGAAUUCGGUUUUAUCCCUGAUUCUCAAUCGUCUUUUUUCUGUAUAUUCAAACAUCUAUUCAACCUCUGCUGGAUAUCAAUUUACCAAGAAAUCUUUUCUCCCUGUUUGAUAGUAUUUCUUGGGCCAACUUCAACAUGGGCUUUCUGCCGCCAGGUGUUCACCAUUCUUGAAAAUGCUGUCAAUAGUCCCGAUACACCUCUAGCGCCAUUGAACUUGGAUGGAGUGGCAUUUAUCUUACAAUGGCAAUCUAAGCUUGAAGUGGAUGGUGAUGACUUGUCACGUUUGCCACCAAUGGGUCAUGCCCUCUUUCAAUAUAACACAGUCAAAUUUCGCCUAGGGGAGCUAUCAUGCAUUAUUGAUGAGCCCAGCUUCCUUGAAACCUUUUAUGCCUUUCACAAGAAUCCGUUAGAGACUGCUCACGAACACCGUUUGUGGUUUAUCGAAUACCUUCUGAUCCUUGCCUCGGGCAAGGCACUCACAUCUGGGUAUGGUAGUCCCUCUCGUGCACACAAGACUCUCAACGGCUCUUAUAUGGCUGCACGGGCCUUCUCACUGUUGCCGGAUAUGGCAGUUCUCCAAAACAACCGCCCGGCGCUUUUAGCUAUGAGAGUUUUGGCUUUAUCAGCGCUGUAUCAUCACGCUGUUGACAUGCGUUCAUCAGCAUAUCAAUAUGUCAGUGCCGAUGUUCCUUUUACUCGCUUUUUGAUUUCCAGAAGACCGACUUUUUGA